AUGUCGACUGCAAAUGGAAGCCCCCAAAGUCCGCAGAGUAGUCCGGGAACCAAAGCCCCGAGAGGCCUUAUGAACUGCAAGCCAUGCCAGAUCCGCAAGAUCAAGUGUGACAGAGCUUUGCCUGUUUGCGGAGUAUGCCACUUAUAUCAACGAUCUUGUUUCUACGACGGAGUGCCGAAAAAAAGAGGCCCGAAGAAAGAAUCCUUAAGUGCCUUGAUCAAAAGGAUUGAUGGCCUUGAGGAGCUUCUCAAGUCCGAAAAGACACCAACCCCGCCUGGGUCAGACACACUUGCCGCGGACUACAACGAGCUGCGCUCGUACAGAAGUGGAACUUGUGAACCUAGUGGCACCACUUCAUCCGACACCAGCCCAGUCAGUUUACUGAGAGGAGGAAACUUUGAAAUAAAUUCCGAGUUUUCUGCAACUCUAAACGCAGAAGGGUUGGUAGACAUUUAUUUCAACAACUUCCACUGCAAUCCUUAUGAGAUUCUUGAUGAAUCAGCCACUAGGCAAAGAUUAAAUACAAAUCAGCUCCCCAAGUCAGUUCUAUAUGCUAUUUGUGCGGUAGCCACUGGCUUUUCAGAAGGCUCUGGCAAAGUUCCUAGCAGCCAUGUCACAGCGGAGACUUAUACUGCUUGGUCCCAAAAAGAGAUCGACCCUUACGAGGUCUCGAUUGACUCCUGCCAAGCUUUACUGCUGUUAGUGACGGCUUAUACAGCGAUGGGAAAUGGGAAGAAAGCGCAUUUUAUCAUGUCCCAAGCAGUCGGCAUGGUCAUGGCACUGGAGCUAUACUCUCAGACAGAUAACCACGAGAAUCAGAUUCAACAUGUGGAUGAGACAAGAAGAAAGGUUUUCUGGACCUGUUAUAUCAUCAACACUUUUGUUUCAACGUGGCUUGAGCGUCCUUCAUUGAUGGAUGACUCUUUCAUCAAGGCCGACAUUUUAUUAUCCAGGCAACCAGGCCAGAACGGCUUCAUGCAAACCGGAGACAUCGGUCAAAACCCUAAUAUUCAUCCUCAGAAGGCCUCUGGGAUUUCCAAAAGAAGAGUGCAUGGCCUUCAGAGCCUGGUUUGGGUCACACAAAUACUGUCAGAAGCAAACAGAUACCUUCUGCUUAGCGAUGCCACAUCGCAAGCUGCGUAUUGCCGUCGACACAAGAUUCUGCAUGACCUGGAUCUAUGGGCAUCGGAUGCUAGCAACAGCGCAAAAACAUCGGAUCAAGUAUUGGAUGGCCCGGGCGACAAUGCUUCUUUCAUUUGUCGACUAGUUUUUCAUCUCAUCCAUUGCCUCAUUCAUCGUCCCAUUCUACCGUUACGCUUGAGCGAAUCAUCUGGAAUAAAGAUGAUACAACAUUGGGUCGUUGAAGCAACAGAGACAGCCUUCCGACAUGCUACAGCAAUUGUUGAGCUUGUGGGACAGGUAAGGGAAACCAGCGACUUGCCAAUGCCGCCCCUAGUCGGUUUCUGCAUUUUCACGGCGGCAACGAUACUCAAUCAUGGUGUAUACUAUGCUGAGGAGCAAAACCCACAGGGGCUUGGUGUUUGUUUAGCGUCAUUUGCUGGUUCCCCAAUGUCGCCAAGUCAUUUUACGUCGUCUCCGGACCUUUUCAGCCGUUGCUUAAACGAGCUGUCAUUGCUCAGCGAGAAUUUUGUUUCGGCACGGUUAUUCAGAGUUAGGCUCGAAGAACUCAAAGCUGAGCACAUUGGGCUCUUGAAAGGGACUUUGGCUGGUUUAUCUCCCAAUCAUUCCAACAGGUUCUUUCGGAAAUACUCUGCAACACUUUUGCAAAUGAUUCAGGGGUUUCACAUCGAAGAAACGCAUGUCAGCAACCCUAAAUCAGCUCUCACGCAAUCACCGGUAUCAAUGACACAUGACGACAGCAUUCUGAAAGAAAAGGAUUCCACAAUGGUGUGGAAUACGAAUCAAAUACACCACAGUGGCAAACUACCGUUCAUCAACACCCGGCCUAGCAUGGGGCUCGCAAGCUCACACCACAACGGCCAUCAAAGGUCUUUUUCGGAUAGCCUACCUUUAAGUCAAUCAUAUGCAUUUGAUACAACAAGCCCUUUGAUGCAAAGGCCAUCCCUAGUAUGGCCAAGCUUCCAGGACGAUACCCCCAGGCAAGGGCCAACCCACAGCUCUCCAAUGUUGGAUUCAUCAAUUCACUUGACCUCCCCUAUAUUCCAGGAAGGAAAGGGAAUAGGGAGUGUACAGAGGAGUUGGGAUAACGUGAGAGACUUUUCUGGCGACGGAGGGCUUCCAUACCAGGUUCUUUCGGGUCCUGUGGCAGCAGCUGGUUCUGAGUACCAGCAAAAUGAUGGACUGGGGAACUCAUUUGUACCAUUUCAUAACUUCUCUGUAUCAUAG
This is a messenger RNA of Colletotrichum truncatum, 2367 nucleotides long. The record is from RefSeq and is a predicted model, not a curated record. Lineage: Eukaryota; Fungi; Ascomycota; Sordariomycetes; Glomerellales; Glomerellaceae.